Monascus purpureus is the source of this 1515-nucleotide messenger RNA. NCBI's taxonomy places the organism in Eukaryota, Fungi, Ascomycota, Eurotiomycetes, Eurotiales, Aspergillaceae. The record is from the annotation of a GenBank genome assembly.
AUGACCGGGAACCCUGCAGCGCAAGCAAGCGCGCCCCCGGAGAGCCAGAUUAGCAAUGGGAUGCUGGGCAAGAUGAACGUGAGUCCAUCCGAAUCAGUCGCCACGAGAGAUACUCCGCGAACCUCGUCUUCAAAGCCGGACAAUCCUUCCGGUGGGCACGCGAGCGCAAAGAAGCGUCGCAAAGUUAAUCAUGCCUGCGUCUACUGCCGGCGAUCGCAUAUGACAUGCGAUUCGGAACGGCCAUGCACACGAUGCAUCAAGCGUAAUAUUGGCCACUUGUGCCAUGACGAGCCACGAGAACCUUCCAAACGCGCACGCAGCGAACAAGACAGAAACUCCGUCAUAGACGAAGAAGCUCCAUCAAACAAUGAAUUGUCAAAUGUCCAAGGUAUGCCUAGGAAUGCCGAUGUCAAAAAUGUUGCUGCCGGUCAGCAAAUUCUCCCCAAUGGUACCAUGAGCAUGCCCCCGCAAUCAUCGUCAUCACCACCGUCUUCAUCAUCCUUCGUGAACCCCAUGCAGAGCAAGACUCUGGGUUAUAGUGACUGGCUUGGAGGACAGAGUCAAUUCCAGGAUAUGCACUCCUUUCAUCCUUCAUAUAUGUUCAACGCACCCGAAUUCACAAACGAAUACAACCUGCUCGGUGACUUCCUCAGCAACAGUCUGCUAGACGACGGGACUAUGUAUGGCAACGACGGUCUUUACUCUGAUCCGAGUUUGAUAAACAACAUGCCCAGUCUGAGUGACGCCGGGCUACUACAGCAGCCGCAGUUUGAACCGCCAACCCACAGUCAGCUCACCGCCAGUGACUCAAUCCAACGCCCUACCACGUCUGUCGGAAAUGAUAAAGCGCGAGAAACGUAUUACAUGACUGCGGCUGAUCCAUCCGGGUCCGAUCCUCCGGAAGAGCGCAUGAACAAACUCCUCAAAGCCAAGUACGAGGCUGGUCUGUUGAGGCCAUUUAACUAUGUCAACGGAUAUGCGAGAUUGAACCGGUACAUGGAAAGACACAUGCAACCGGCAUCGCGGCAUAAGAUCCUUCGACAGUUAGACAGAUUCCGCCCUAAAUUCCGAGAACGGAUGCAGAAACUCACGGAUGUCGAGCUUAUCCUCGUCGAAAUGUGGUUUGAGCGGAGCCUGAUGGAAUACGACCGCGUCUUUGCCAGUAUGGCGAUUCCAGCUUGCUGUUGGAGACGUACGGGUGAGAUUUUUCGGGGAAAUAAAGAGAUGGCCAAGCUGAUCGGCGUCCCAAUUGAAAGUCUUCGAGAUGGGAAACUGGCCAUACACGAGAUUAUUGUAGAGGAUCAGCUUGUGAGCUAUUGGGAGAAGUUUGGCGCUAUUGCCUUUGACAGCACCCAGAAAGCGAUGCUCACGAGUUGUACUCUGAAAAGUCCGAAUUCCAGUUCAGCUACUGACGGAAUCCGCUGUUGUUUUUCUUUCACGAUCAGACGAGAUACACAUAAUAUCCCGUCGCUUAUUGUGGGAAAUUUCCUCCCAAUGCAAAGGCGAAAGUCCUAA